AUGGCCAUGUCGGAACAUACAGGGUCCGGCCUGCCCUGGCUGGACCAACCCGUAAGGCUACAUUCCUCACGCCAUGACACCUGCAAACUUCGUCCAGACCAGUGCGUCUACCGCGCCGGCAGAUGGCGGUACUGGUAUGAGGCCGAUCAUGUCUACGCGCUGAGUACCAUCUACUUUCUCUGCGCCACCGUGGGGGUUUUCGCUGUGGGACAUCUCUUAUCCAAGUAUGCCCCGGACAGACUGCGACGGACGGGCCUAUGGCGUAGGGCGACGCUUGUCGCGCGGUAUCUGUCGUAUAAGUGCUUUCGUCUUCGUCUUCCUGCUGUCGCGUACUCCUCUCCGUCGCUGGGGGUAUUGCUAUUGGGUAUUGUGGGGGUCGCGUUCUUCUUUGCGAUGACACUGGGCCCGCAACCCUACUACUGGCCCAAGCUCGAGUCAGGCUCCUACGGCUCCAGUCCGCCGAUAGCAACGCGGACUGGAUGGAUGGCUUUAGGGUUGCUGCCUUUUGUAUUAGCCCUGGGCACCAAAGCCAACCUCAUCUCGGCAUUGACUGGAGUGUCUCAUGAGAAACUCCAAGUCUUCCACCACUGGACCAGCUACGCCAUGUUUGUCCUCGCCCUGGUGCACACCUUCCCUUACAUCAUUUACCACAUUGAUAAAGGGGAUAUGGUCAAGAAAUGGGACACGGACAUUGUCUACUGGACGGGCGUGGCGGCCAUCAUUCCCCAGGCGUAUCUGACCUUCAUGUCGAUUCCGGCCAUUCGAAAUCGCUACUACGAAUUCUUCAAAGCCACCCAUUUUCUGGCCGCCAUUCUCUUCGUUGUAUUCUUCUUCUUCCACUGCGAUUUCCGCCUAUCAUCAUGGGACUACUUCAUCGCAGCCGGCGCAAUCUACCUCACCAGUCAGUGCGCAUCCCUCGCAAAAACACACUUCACAAACGGACGCCAUGCAGCCCACAUGGAGCUCCUCCGCUGCGGACUCAUCCGCGUGCGCAUCCCCACAACAACCAUGUCCUGGCACCCAGGUCAACACAUCUUCAUCCGCUUCCUGAACCCCCGUCUCGGGCUACACUGCCUAACAGCCCACCCCUUCACGAUCUGCACGCUCUCCCACACCGCCGAAAAGCUCGGCCACUCUCCGGAGAUCAUCUUCUACAUCAAACCCCGCCGCGGCAUCACCGGCCGCAUGGCCCGUCUCGCCGCUACGAACCCCAACUCGUCCUCUACCGUUUUGCUUGAAGGGCCUUACGGCGGUAUCUUCCAUGCUGGUGCAAUGAACCACUUCGAUAAUAUCCUCGUUAUCGCUGGUGGCUCUGGCGGGGGUUUCUCCCUCGGUGUGGUGGAAGAAGCCUUGCGCGCGGGCACAGGCCCGCACACUGGGGACCCCAGCCAUCACCAUAACCAGCACAUCCACGUCAUUCUAGCGACGCGGUCCCGCGAAAUGGCAACCUGGUACAGGCAGGAAAUCGCGCAGCGUGUCGUCUCCCAUACGGCUGAUAUGUCCGGCAAACACCUUACCAUCUCGAUCCACAUUACGGCCGACAGCCAAGUCGAGCUCAAAGCAGGAAGCGACAAGCACCUCAUUCUCGAUCCAGACGAGAACCCUACCACUGCCACUCAAGACAAAGAACCCGGUAACACCCCACAGAAAGAUACCAACACGCUCGAACCGACAACCCCCAACACCAGCCCCAGCCUUACCCAGCAAGACGAUGAUGAUGACGAUGACGACCUACCACACAUGACAACCACCCUAAUAUACGGCCGGCCUACCCUGAAAGGAAUCCUAUCCGACGAGUCCUCCGCCAUCGACGCACCCAAAACAGACCACACCACUAGCGGUAGCAGCGGGAAAAGAAAAGUGGGCGUCUUCGUGUGCGGCCCGGCGUCGAUGGUGCACGAUGUGCGGGAUGCGGCGGCUGAUGCGCAGACGCGAAUAUUAAGGGGAGAUAGUGGUGUUGGGGAGGUGUAUUUGCAUACGGAGCCAUUUGCGUAA
Molecule: messenger RNA, 1995 nt
Organism: Aspergillus campestris IBT 28561
Lineage: Eukaryota; Fungi; Ascomycota; Eurotiomycetes; Eurotiales; Aspergillaceae
Product: ferric reductase family protein
Exons: 5
Coding region: 1-1995 (664 amino acids)
Biological process (GO): copper ion import; iron ion transport; intracellular iron ion homeostasis
Cellular component (GO): plasma membrane
Molecular function (GO): ferric-chelate reductase activity
Source: RefSeq, a predicted model, not a curated record